This is a messenger RNA of Periophthalmus magnuspinnatus, 3700 nucleotides long. It is a transcript of the gene cd44b, whose product is annotated as CD44 molecule (Indian blood group) b. Gene Ontology annotation, cellular component: plasma membrane; basolateral plasma membrane; macrophage migration inhibitory factor receptor complex. The transcript is spliced from 8 exons. The coding region runs from base 315 to 1442 and encodes 375 amino acids. Lineage: Eukaryota; Metazoa; Chordata; Actinopteri; Gobiiformes; Gobiidae. Gene Ontology annotation, biological process: inflammatory response; positive regulation of ERK1 and ERK2 cascade; cell adhesion. The record is from RefSeq and is a predicted model, not a curated record. Gene Ontology annotation, molecular function: hyaluronic acid binding; cytokine receptor activity.
UAUAGGGAGAAAAGCACAUUUGCGAGGUGGGGCUAUGGGUGGUGGGGGUGUGGCAAUUCUGGAUGACUGUGUGUGUGUGUGUAAGUGUGUGUGUCUGCCUCUGUAAGCUGCCAUGCGCUGUGCCAUUGCAAGGCGAGACAAGCAGAGGAUAGUAAAGUUAGCCCUCGAAUAAAAAAACAUUAAAAAGUCAGCCAGUGAAAGCAGCUGCUACCACGGCAACUCAGUACCUACAGGUUGUUCUUCAUUUCUGUCACUGUCUACAACACACUUCUCUCCAGCCAGCCUGCAAGAUUCAACACUUCAACACUGCAAGGAUGUGGAAUCUGAUAUUUGGGGUCACCUUUUUUGGAUUUCUAAGCUCAUCCCUGGCGGAAAUUCAAGUGAACUCUCGCUCUUGCAGUUAUGCCGGGGUCUUCCUAAUCGAGGGGCAGGGCCGUCACAUGCUCAGCUACAGCGAGGCGACAGAUGCCUGUGAGCAGCUGGGCACUGUCUUGGCCAGUCCGGAGCAAGUGCAGGACGCGUACAGCAAAACCAUGGAGACGUGCAGAAAUGGCUGGUUGAAUAAUGAGACAGUGGCCAUCCUCAGACAUACAUCUCACGGAAACUGUGCCAAGAACCUCACAGGUCUCAUAAUGAACACUCACGUGACUCUAGAUCAGCAGUUUGACGCCUACUGCUUCAACCAAACAGCUGGUCCAGAGGAGGACUGUUCACAAUCUUAUUCAGGACCUGAAAGUUCUAGUGAAGCAGGACAAUUAUCAACUCCCGCAGACACCGAAAUCCCAACUUCAGUGGAAAACUACUUGGAGAGCACGGCUGCAUCCGAACUGGACAAAGAAGGCGAAGAGGUCACGAUUCUCGAUGAGGGUCACGUAUCCACGACGCUGGUCACGCUGGAGAACAUCACCCUCACCCCGGAAACAGGAUCAGGGAUGCAGCCCACUGGAGCGGAGGAUGACGUGGAGGUCUUCACCACCGCCCAAGUGAACGAGCCCAACAUACUGCUGCCCGGUCACGAAGAGGACAAGACGGAAUCAGAGUCCAAAGGGGAUACCACUGAGAUGGUUCCACACUCUCCCGGUAAAGGCCGCAUGAACCCGGUGCUGGACGAAGGCCCUAAACAUAACUCACAGGAAAGCGGGAGCACAUCUAACUGGCUGGUCGUAGUGGGUGUGAUAGUGGCGGUGGCGGCCAUUCUUCUGGUGUGCGCGGUGGUGGCCAAGAGGAACACCUUGUGCGGGAAACAGCAGACCCUCAUGAUCACCAAAGAGGGCGGCGAAGGCAACGGAACGGCCAUGUCCGCCUCCAGCUCACACGCCCAGGAGAGAGAGCAGGAGAUGGUCACGCUCAUGAACAAGGAAAAGAUCCAAGAGAACGGCAACACAGAGGAAUUCACCGUCAUCACGCUAGAGGAGUCUCCAGACAAGGACCAGACCGCCUGAAACACAUCACACUCAACGCUGGGGUUGGGGGUCCGAGACGUCGUAAGGGGCCAUUCGGUGGUCAGCACUGAAUGACCGAAGUGGGAGUGUUUGUAAAUUGUUCCGAAAACCUCGCUGUGGGACUGCCAACUGAGCGGCGGUGUCAAAAAACAUCAUGCAUUGUCGGAUUAUUUUGAAUGCAUCUGUAGAGGGGUGUGCUAUGAAUGUGUAGUGUGUUUUUUGUGUUAUUAUUACCAUGGUGAUAAAAAGGAAUGGUCAGAAAUUAAGAUGAUUUAAAAAAAAAAAAAGUCUAAUAUGGGACCAAACAAUGACUUUUAACAGUUCUUUCACUCUCUUUUGUCUAUUUUGUAGCUGUAUGUGCCCUGACUUGACCUGUGGAUUUGAACCCUCUAUAUCUUUUAAUUUAUGCCAUUUUCUGAACCCCGUUUUUCCCGUUUUGUAUAUAAAGUGAAAUGUAAAUGAGAUGCCUUAGCAAUAACCGCCAGCUGUGCUUUUGUUUGGUAGAAAAUCCGUUUCAAACAAAGGAAUGUGUCACGUUGGUAAACUUAUUUAAUUAGAAGUAGCAGUGGAGGUUGGAUUUCGCAAUAGAUGAAGUGAAUAGCAAUCAUGUUUGUAUCGCAUCCAAAACUGUGCAACUGCAGCACCUUCUAUGUCCAGGUCAUGGCAUAACAAUGUUGUAUUAUUUAAAACAAAGGGUAUGUUCCCCAGCGUGAACCAAUGGUGAUCAAGGUAGUACAAUCUGUGUGUACAAAGUCAAUGAAAGAAUGUUAGCUUGGUUUUAUUGUAGCCUAAUCCAUUUUUUAUGAUGUAAAUGAGCUAGUCUUUUAUUUUGAAGGGGAUAUUUUGGGUGAUAUAAGCUUAUGUAAGUUAUUCAGUGCAGUGGUCAGCGACUAUCUGGCUUGGAGGAGCAGACGCAGCGGCCAGUGGUGGAACAUAAUGAAGAAAAAGUAGUAAAGUACUGUACUUAAGUAAAAACUAAUCAUCUGUAUCUGUACUUUACUUCAAUACAUUUUUACGUGCGUAUUUUUUCUUUUACUUAAGUGUUUUUAUUAAUGUCUGAGACCUGCUGAAAAGGCUGAGGGGUUUAUGUUUUACGAGGUUGUAGCUUGAGCAAACAAAAAUGUACAAAUAAAAACAGCUAGAAAAAAAAUAAAAUAAAUUGUUUCUGUUGAAUAAAAUAAGCACAAAUCUUUAUCAAAAUCAUUACAUUUAAAGCUUUAUAAGACCUCAAAAUGUGUGUGAAAUACUUUUACUUUUCAUUGUUUAAGUACAUUUUUAAACAGAUACUUUAAUACUCUUAGUUAAGUUGCAUUUUCUUGUGAUACUUUUACUUUUACUUGAGUUUUUGUUGCUCCGGUAUCUGUACUUUUACUUAAGUAACAAAACAAAAACGAAUACUUCUUCCACCACUGGUAAUCACACAAUAUUUGUAGAAUGGAAAGAAUUUAAUCUGACGUGGUUUCAGCAAAGUAACGGAUCAUUUAAGUUCAAGUAGAAUCAUAUAAAUGUGACCAAAAUCUGGAGAGAACAUGUAAUCUGUUUUGUAUACGAGUGCUCAAAACUGAAACGAAAAACAAUGCUUAAGAUAUGGUCAAAAUACAUGCCAAAAAUACUCCCCAACUUUUUCGUAAUUGCACUUUUAUUGUUGUUUAUUGACCGUUCUUAUUCCUUACAUGAUCUUGCAUAAAAAUAUCAUUGACGAUUUUGCUCUAAAAAGCUGCAUCAAGUCUCGAAUCUGCUCCUCCAAACCGAUCUUAGUUUACUACUGAUUCUCGAUUCUACUGUAGUUACAUUCUCCCAAAACACUGGACUGUCCCUUUAAGGUAUCUGUAAAGCAGUGAGUGACAGCGGUUUGGCUUUGGAUACAAGUAACCGGCCCCAAUGAUAAUGAGGGGCCCCUGUGCUGUACAUAGAGCAAUGUCCAGGGCUGCUUCAAAAGAAAGACUGAUCCUGUCUAUGUGUGCGCCCACCCCACGGACUCCCUCUAUCCCUCCCUCUCGAUGAAAGACGCUUGUAUACUCGCACGCCUGAUGAUAUGCCAAUCUCUUUCACACAUGCAAAAAAACAUCCCGUUACCGUACAUCGUGUCAUAUGAAAUAUUCCAUAGACUUGUUUGUAAAGCUUUUGCAUUUGACCCUAAGAGGAAGUAGCAGAUGUUUUAGUGCGGGCAGCUUUUAUAGGUUUUAAGUUGUCACUGAAAAAAAAAAAAAAAAAAAAAAGAUUUGUAAAGAUCCCAAUGAAAUAAAUGUGUAAUGGAC